UGAGCAAUCGGGCCGGCGUUCCGCCCGUCCGCUGCCUGCCGCCCUGUGAACCCUGAAUCGAUAGAUUGAAUCGGCCGCCUUUCUUCCUUCCCUUCCACCACCGUCCUCAACGCCGUCCCCGAGGUCGAUCAGAUCAAGCGCUUCGCCCCGCAUGUCCCUGAGCCAUCGGGGCCGUCAGCUGGCCUUGCCCUUGCUAACGGCCGGACUGGCCGUCCUCGCCGUCCUCUAUGCGCCUUCACGGACACCACGGGUCGGCUGGACUCAAGCGCUCGCGUCACUUGCUAUGCCCAAUGACUCGUGGACGAAUGAAGCCUGUCGCUUCUCCUAUGCGCGGUUCCACCUCUAUUUCACCCUGCCUCCUACAGCGAUCUUGUAUGCGGUGUAUCGCCCAUUCAUGACGCCGGUGGAUUAUGCGAAGCUGCUCCUCUUGCCGGGGAUUGCUUUCGUGUGGACGACGCUGUGGGAUAAUGAGCUCGUGAGGCAGAGGGCGUGGAGCUACCCGCGCUCCUGUGUGAUGGGAGUUGUGGGAUAUGUGCCUGUCGAGGAGUAUUUCUUCUUCCUCAUCCAAUCAGUCAUGACUACCCUCCUCACCUCGUGCUUCACUCGUUGGCUCCUCCCGACACUCUACAUCGCCGAGCCACGCGCGCCGUCAAUAGCCAGGCGGCUGCUUCGCCCCUCCUUCCUCUGCCUUGCUUUCUGCAGCAUAGCACUCUAUUACGGUCUGCUCCUCUCACGACCCGGCGCCCACAGCUACUACAUCGGCAUGAUCGCUUGGUGGGCCUCGAUACCCCUCGCCUUGCUCCUUUGGGGCUCCUCCAACUUCAUCUCACGCAUGCCUUGGAGAGCGCUCGUUCUCAGCGUGGCUAUACCCACCUUCUACCUUUGGGGAACGGACAUCUUUGCACUGAGGAGAGGGACGUGGCACAUCAGUGAGAGGACUAGCUUGGGGAUCUUUCCUCUGCCGAAUCUACCGGUCGAGGAGGCAGUCUUCUUCACAGUGACGAACGCUCUGCUCGUCGUGGCGUCGUACACCUUCGACCGCUGUCUGGUCAUCAGCAAGCUCGACGCAAAGCUGCCCUAUGCGCCGAGCUACUUGCCACUGAAUUCGGCUUCGAUCUCCUCGCUGUGGCGCACAUUCAUUGCGAGAGAUCCGGUCACUGCCUCCGCGGGCGAGAGGGACGGCGUCAUGGACGAUGAAGACGACACCGCUGCCUACCUGGCCAACCUUCGCACCUCCCUAUCCAUCCUCUCGAAAGCCUCAAGGUCGUUCAGCAUGGCCUCCCUUCUCCUUCCCUGGGAUCUACGCUCCGACCUCUGCAUCCUCUACGCUUUCUGCCGAGCGGCAGAUGACUGCGUUGACGAAGUGAGAGAGCAUGCCGUCCCGAACACGACUGGAGGGAGCAGCCCAGCCCUUGCGCAACAUCAGCUGCACCACCGCAGGAGGUCAAGUAGCCUGAUCUCGACCUCACGACUCCGCCUCUUAUCAGAUCUAGUCGCCCUCAUCUACCGCAUGGACCUGCCUCCGCAUCUCGUUCGCAAACAAAUCCGUGACACCCUCACCACCCGCAACCUGGAGCUCAGCACCCAGUCUCGCGAGAAUCUUCGCGCCUCUGCCUCCGCCGUGGUGCACCUGCGGCAUCUCGUCCCCAAGUCCUUGUGGGACGAGCUGCUUCGAGGGUACGAGCGCGACCUUGACCUCGAUCUGGGCGGGAGUAGCGCACGUUUGCGCAGUAUGGACGAUCUAGUCGAGUAUGCACAAUGUGUUGCGGGUAGUGUCGGGGAGAUGUGCGUGCGGGUCGUGCUGGGUAGGUGCGCCCCGGGAGAGUGGGAGGGCCUACCUAGCAGCGGAGAGUGGGGACUCAAGAGGUCGAUACGAUAUGACGCGAAAAGGGGAUUCGAGGGAUGCGCACCUGAUCUGGCGCAAAGACCGGAGGAUGCGGCCUUGCUGCCACGAUACUUGAUUUAUCAUGCGAGGAGGAUGGGCGUAGCGCUGCAGCUGGUCAAUGUAGCCAGGGAUGUGAUCGAUGACGCUGUCAGGCUGAGACGGUGCUAUCUGCCGAUCGAUGUCAUCAUGGGUGGUGGCAAGGGCGGUGAGGAGGAGGCAGAGCUGAUCCAGUCAGCCUUGUUUGCGGGAAAGGUCAGCGUGGCGAACACGGCAACAGCGACAGGGAAGACGAACGGAAACUCGACUCCCACGCUCCCUUCGACACCUAAAUCCUCCCGCCUCCCCGCCAUCUCACCUGCAGCGCUGCGGCCCACCACGCUGCACCUCGUUCACCUCGCAACACAACUGUACAGCACCUCCUUUCCGGCCCUAACCGCCCUCGGGAGCAUCUCUCCUCCCACCCGCUCGGGGCUGCGGGCGGCGUGUAGCGUCUACUUCGGGAUAGCGGAGAGCAUCAUAUCGCAGGAUGCGGAGCAGGUCGAGAGGGGAGAGAGGGCGACGAUGAGUUCGUCGGAAAGGGCGAGAAGAGCUGGAAGAGCCGUCUGGUUUGGGUGGGGUUAAGGCGAAGAUACCUUUUCUUCUGAUUGUUCUCGAGGAGGCUGCAAUCCGCAACUUCGUUUCGCACCGCUCGA
This is a messenger RNA of Jaminaea rosea, 2577 nucleotides long. RefSeq lists its product as hypothetical. The record is from RefSeq and is a predicted model, not a curated record. Lineage: Eukaryota; Fungi; Basidiomycota; Exobasidiomycetes; Microstromatales. The coding region runs from base 152 to 2506 and encodes 784 amino acids. Gene Ontology annotation, biological process: biosynthetic process. The transcript is spliced from 2 exons. Gene Ontology annotation, molecular function: intramolecular lyase activity.